CCAGUCGGUGUUCGCUGCUCGCUCUUAUCACUUCGGACAUCGGUGCAUCUCCAGUCCGCCCGCCACAGACGCACUACAGCAGACCGCUCGAGCUACUGUGACAAUGUUCGAUAGUGCUGAAGGGACACUUGGACACAAACCCUUGUGCUACACGGCAUCUUGAUCGAUGUUUUCACAAGCUCUUUCAAUCAUAAACCCGUCGGCAACUACUCUACAACUUCCCAAUUGAAAAACUACGAUAACUUCUGGAAACUUUUCGAGAAGAAUUUGUCGCUGAUAUUAAAUAACGAUGUCUCCUGAGCAACAAAAUGCCAGUCUUCGUUUCUUCAAAAAGCUCAAAGAGGACUGUGAUCACAAGCGACGCUUGAAAUUAGUUUCUGCUGCCGAAGGAGUGACAGAAAUAGAAGAGCUGCAAUGCCCAGCAGUUUUCGAUGGAUUUACGUGCUGGGACGCCACACCUGCCGGAGAAAAUGCUUUCGCGCCCUGCCCAGAUUUCGUUACAGGAUUUGAAAAAACAAGAUUUGCUUUCAGGUCUUGCAUGGAGAAUGGAACUUGGUUCAGGCACCCUCAGACAGGAAAAUAUUGGUCCAAUUACACAACCUGUGUUGAUAUGGAGGACUUAGAGUUUCGGGAGUUCGUGAAUUCUCUGUACGUGACCGGCUACUCUGUUUCCUCAGCCGCACUACUCAUCUCGCUGCUCAUAUUCCUCACGUUCAGGUUGUCAACAAGCUAUGGAAGCCAUAAAUACUCAAAUAUGAAACAGCCAAAAACCGUCACAUACCACAAGAGUCUGAGAUGUACAAGGAUUGCUAUCCACGUGCAUCUGUUCGUUUCAUUCGCAGCCAACAACCUGAUGUGGAUAGUCUGGUACAAGCAGGUGGUGGGAGUCACCAAGGUCGUACAGGAGAAUGAUAUCUACUGCCAAGCGCUGCACAUAAUUCUGCAGUACCUGAUGGUUGCCAACUACAUGUGGAUGUUCUGCGAAGGGCUACACCUGCACUUGGCGCUUGUCGUUGUGUUUGUGAAGGACGAUUGCGCGAUGAGGCUCUUCUACUUCAUCGGCUGGUGUCUGCCCCUUUUUAUAACAACUGUUUACACUCUUGUCCGGAUGUCCUAUCCUCAUGACACUUCGCAAUGCUGGAUGGGAGACAGCUACUCGCAAUGGGUGCUGAUUGUGCCAGUGCUGCUGUCGAUGUUGGCCAGCCUGGCGUUCCUCAUCAACGUGGUGCGAGUGCUGCUGACCAAGCUACACUGCAACUCUGCCAACCCCGCACCAAUAGGCAUGCGCAAGGCCGUUCGAGCUGCACUCAUUCUCAUACCUCUGUUCGGCAUACACCACAUACUCAUUCCUUUCAGGCCCGAGCCUCAUGCGCCACUAGAAAUGACCUAUCAAAUCUUUUCAGCCCUUCUGGUGUCUUUACAGGGCUUCUGUGUGUCGGUGUUGUUCUGCUUCGCCAACGUGGACGUGCAUUGCGCGUUCAAGAACGUGCUGAGACGGAUGCGUCGCAGACGUGCCGGCGACAACAACGGCACCGUAACGCAACAGACGCAGACGCGCGAGAUGGUCUGAGGGCGGAGUCGCACCCUGCGAUUGUCUUCCAUCAGUGUCUGUCAAGUCACGAGCUGCAGGGUGUGAGAAGCUCCUCCAAACCACUUUGGUCCUCCCUAAAAACAACUGACAAAACUCACUCGAACUGUACGGUGGCUGUCAGCCAAGAUAAGUGUUUAAUGUACGUUUAUUCCUGAGACCAUGGUGAAAUAUUUCACGUCGGCUAAUACACCCUUUUCCUCCGUAUGUUCUUUAUUGAUGAUGCUCUUCCACUUUGUGUAGGUGAUGAAUGUAGUCACUAUAUACAUAUUGUACAUAACUAAUACCUAAUCAUUUCAUAGUGUAAAUCAAAUACUGAUAUGAGCGAAGAUUAGUAUUAAAUUUAAUGUGCGUUUUAUAUCUUAAAUCUUGCAUACAUAGAAUUCUACAGCAAAUACAUUUUCCAUGUUUUUCCAUAUCAUCUAUUCUCUAUCACUCGGUGUGAAUGUAGACUAUGUACUUAGUCCACUGAAUGUGGACUAAAUAGUUGCGUGUAAAUAGGUGUGGUAAAUAGUUGCAUGUAGAUAAAUACAAAAAAUUGUGUGCAUAGAGUAAACCAGGAACGGUUUCAAACAUUUUAUUUUAGAUUAUCAAUUAUAUAACAAUCAUUAAUAAGGUUAAUGUGAAAUUUACUGUAAUGUGGUAAUCCACAGUUAUGUUCCCAAUCUGAUUGUCCAAAGUGAAACUACUACACCAAUACCUAUUAUUACUCAGAAGUGAUACACACAAAUAUGCAAUUUCUAUUACUUAGAAGAGUAAUAGUAGUAGGUAUUAACUACACCCAAGCUGUCUCAUCAUUAAUCAGCAUACUUCACAGCAACCAUGUGAAUGAUCAAUUUUCAAGUAUUUCUCAGCAGGAUUCCUCAAAACGUUGCGAAAUGUGGAAAUAAGAGGGUUAGUUUGGAUAUAUCAAUGAAUAUGGGGUUUCCCAAACAAGUUUCUUAUUAUUUGAAUUAAUAUAGAAAUUGAAUGAGUGAUUUUAUGACUACUUGGACACGAAAAUAUUCAUAACUUACUGGUCAAAAACACCAGAUGGCAAUGGACAUGAUAAUAAUUAUAUGCUAUAAACAUCGUGGAGCAUGUUUAGACAUUUUAUAGAGUCAUCUACUCUUGUUACACAGGGAUUUGCAUGCAAUUAAAAUAAUUCAAAGACCUCUGCAGGAAGAAUAUUGAGUAAUUAGAUUACUCACAGUCAUCAUAUCGUCAGUGGAGAUUGAGCUGUUGAUAAAAAUUACUAAUAUGAUCUACACCCUACACUCUGAUCAAUUAAUUAAUACAAAGGAUAAUAAGUAAUGACCAAUACAGUUUAUCACGAUAAUUCUUUCCACGACAAAUAUGUCCCUAACAACAAGCUGUUUACUGCUUGUGAAAACGUUUAAUCUUGAUUCAUGAUAUAAAUUGUUCCCCUUGUUUAGCCGCUAUGAAUAUUUGGAAUAAAAAUAAUUAUUAUUCCUAUGCGAUUAUAAUUCAGUGUGGUUGAAUGUUUACACAUUCCAAUAAUGUUGUAGUUACAAAUAUGAUGUAUAUUGUGGAUGUUAUGCAUAUUAUUCUAUAAAAUUUGCAAAAUAUGAACUCAUAGUAAUAUAUUUUUCUACUUGAAUGUCCUUUGUUAACGGGACUUAUGAGGAAAAAAUAUACGCUACAAAAAAUGUAAAUAGAAUAUAUUUAUUAUCUAAGUAAUUAAACAGUAUUAUUAAAGCUUAUGUAAAUUAUCUAGGAAUAAUCUUCAAUUUAUUAAAGUAUCAACUAAUUUCAGUACGGUUAAGUUUUGUAAAUAUAAUUGUGAGAUCGAUAAGUGGAGAGCAUGAAUAAUAGUAUGUUUCAAGAGAA
Nilaparvata lugens (brown planthopper) is the source of this 3418-nucleotide messenger RNA. RefSeq names its product calcitonin gene-related peptide type 1 receptor. The transcript has 10 exons. Gene Ontology annotation, cellular component: plasma membrane. The coding region runs from base 290 to 1570 and encodes 426 amino acids. NCBI's taxonomy places the organism in Eukaryota, Metazoa, Arthropoda, Insecta, Hemiptera, Delphacidae. Gene Ontology annotation, biological process: adenylate cyclase-modulating G protein-coupled receptor signaling pathway; cell surface receptor signaling pathway. Gene Ontology annotation, molecular function: calcitonin receptor activity. The record is from RefSeq and is a predicted model, not a curated record.